AUUAAAUGCUUUAGCUUUUGGGUAUCAAAACCUCCUCCCUGUCUCUUAUUGUUUCUUCUAUUCAUCCUCUCCCCCAUUGCAGGAUGGAAGGACAGCCAUCUUUUUUCCCCUCUGUUAGCAGCACUCCUUCCUCUUCCUUUUCUUCUCCCACCGCUUCCUCCUCCUCCCCCUCGACCACCAUUGUCAUGGCCGAAACACCACCGUCACCCCCUCAGCGAGAACAGAAGAAGACGAAGACCUUUGAACUGACGGCGCACUCCAUAUUUUAUGUCAAGCCCACCGCCGUGCACGCUUUGAAACUCCUCCUCAACCAAUGCCGGCCCUCCCAACCGACGCAUUACAUCCUCCGCGACGUCUCCCUCACCGCCCGCCCCGGCGAGCUGCUCGCCGUCGUGGGUCCCAGCGGCGCCGGUAAGUCCACCCUCCUAGACAUCCUCGCCGCCCGCACCGCCCCGACCGCCGGCUCACUCCGCCUCAACUCCUCCCCCCUCCACCCGGCCUCCUUCCGCCGCCUCUCCGCCCACGUCCCCCAGCACGAUGCUUCCCUCCCACUCCUCACCGUCGCCGAGACCUUCGCCUUCGCCGCCCGCCUCCUCCUCCCCCGCCACGCCUCCGCCUCCGCCUCCGCUGUCAUCGCCUCCCUACUCGCCGACCUCCGCCUUUCCCACCUCGCCCACACCCGCCUUUCCGGCAACCUUUCCGGCGGGGAGCGCCGCCGAGUUUCCAUCGGCCUCAGCCUGCUGCGCGACCCUGCGGUGCUCCUCCUCGACGAGCCUACAUCCGGCCUCGACAGCUCAUCGGCGCACCUCGUCCUGCAGUCCCUAAGGAGCGUCGCUGCCUCCCGCUCCACCACCAUCAUCCUUUCCAUCCACCAGCCCAGCUCUCGCCUUCUUUCUUCCAUUGACUCCCUCCUCCUCCUCUCCAAAGGCUCCGUCAUCCACCACGGCUCCCUCUCCUCCCUCGACCACUUUCUCCUCUCCGCCGGCUUCUCGGUCCCCUCCCAGCUCAACCCCCUCGAGUUCGCCAUGGAAGUGCUCCACCAACUCCCCCACCCGACCACCACCCUUAAAGCACAACGAGCUUCCUCCACCAAGUUGAUAGAACCGAAGAUCCAAGAAGAAGAAGAAGAAGAAGACAUCACAGUCCACUAUUCCAGUUCUCGAGUUCGAGAAAUCCUGACGCUCUACGGCCGCUGCUGGAAGCUCGUGUUCCGCACCAAACAGCUCCUCCUCGCCAACACUAUCGAGGCGCUCAUCGUCGGCUUCCUCCUGGGCACCAUCUACAUCAACUUGAGCUUCGACGACGAGGGCAUUGGCAAACGGCUCGGCCUGUUCGCCUUCACUCUCACCUUCCUACUCUCCUCCACCACCGAGACGCUCCCCAUCUUCGUGGGCGAGCGCCCCAUCCUCCUCCGCGAUACUUCCUCCGGCCUCUACCGCCUCUCCUCCCACCUGGUCGCUGGCACGCUCGUCUUCGUCCCCUACCUCCUCGCCAUCUCCCUCCUCUACGCCACCUCCGUCUACUUCAUCACCGGGCUCUGCGCGUCGUGGGCGGCGUUCACCGACUUCGUUCUCAUCGUCUGGGCCCUCGUCCUCACUGCCAACUCCUUCGUACUCUUCGUCAGCUCCCUAGCGCCGGACUACAUCGCCGGCACGUCGCUGGUCACGGUGUCGCUGGCGGGCUUCUUCCUCUUCUCCGGUUACUUCAUAGCAAAGGAGAGCAUGCCGGAGUACUGGGUCUUCGUGCACUACUUAUCUCCAUACAAGUACGGGCUGGACGCGCUGCUGGCCAAUGAGUACAGCUGUCAAGCGAACCGGUGCUUCGAGUGGGCCGGCAAGGAGAUGGGAGGGGGGUGUUUGGCGACCGGAAGAGAUGUGCUGGCGAGGCGAGGCUUGAGGGAGGGAGAGAGGUGGGCAAACUUGCAGGUUCUCUUUGGGUUCUUCGCGUUCUACCGCGUCCUCUACUGGAUCGUUCUCCGGAGGAGGGCCUCCAUGUCCAAGAAAUGAUCGAAAGAUGGAAGCUUGGCUCCUCAUCAAGUUGCAGGAGUGGUGUAUGGUAUAUCCUCAAGUACGUACGUGCAUGUGUUCCACUGUCUUCUUCUCACGUUCUUCUUCUUCCAUCUGUAACCUAAACCUGCAACUAAGAUCUUUAACUAUCGUGUGUUGUCAAGGGUUUGCUUCGUGUUCAUAGCUUCAUCUUUGGAGGCAAACUAACCCAUAGAAACUAUUUACUGAACCCUAAGAUGGAAGCACCUGACAGCUGCAGAGGCAACCGUGAGCGGGCAACCAUGUCGUCUCCCUCCACCACAUCACCACAUGCUGCUGGGGCCAUCCAUGGCUCCCACUGCGACCUAAUCGAAGGAGAAGGGCGAGGCGACGGUGUCCCGUCCUCUGUUCCCUUCUUGGGAUGUGCGCAGAGCUCACGGGUUCUUUGGGCGCAUCUGCGUCAUGUGAACUUUGGCCGUGUCCUCUCUGUCGAGCUCGGUGUCGUGGUUUCCAUCUCUGUUCGUGAAGCCGAAUCAUGCAUCCACCGUGGUCUACAUCAUCGGUUCUUCCGUCUCCCAAAAGAGAUGCACUCAUUGCAGCGUCAAUUCUGGCAUGUUUGUGAGACACGAAUUGUCAUACGAUCACAUAAGACUGGUUUUGCUAUUUGUUUCGAGGAAGAAAAAUGAAAAUUUUAUUUAAUAAUUAAUUAUUACGAUUAUUAGUUAUUUAAGAAAUAAUAAAGGCAAUUCGUAGACAGAUGAGACCAGUAGGACUGAACAAAGAGACAGGUGGCGAUACGUUACCAACCCAAUCCCGCCUGCUUCGUCUCGCCUUGGAAUUCAUCCCUCCUUUGCUCGAUCAAUGCGUCGUGGUUUCGUUAAUCUGGCGCUCCGCCCCUGGCGAUCGAUCGCUCCCGGUUCGAACUACAAUGGAUGAUUUAGGGGUUGAGCUUGUAAUCGGCUAUUAGAAUUGUGGGUGGAUGUGGAAUUAGGGUUUUGGCAAGGGGACAUUGAAGGGAACAUUUGGAGAAGCUACUGAGGACCGGGCAGUGUACACUUGCCGGUGCUUCGAUCGGAGUGAUGCUCUCCGCUUUUGGAUUCUCCGACUACACCGAUUUCUGACAUUUGCAGAGUGCACAAAAUCGAAUUCCUGUCCUGUAAAUUCAAACAAGCAGUUUCACCUGAUGCAGGUAACAGCGACUCUCUCACUUGCGGCGGCAUGCUCUUCAGCAGGUUCCUGUUACUGUGCUUUGAUGAUGAUCAACACUCCCUGCCUGGAUUGAUCACAGCUUCCUUUCUUCUUCAGUAUCAUUUGUCUGUACCUGAGCAUGUUGAGAAACUUGUCAGUGAGUUGAGACACAUUAUAAGAAGAUGGAUGUUAAAAUUAAGGUUGUUUUUCUCCUAAUUCAUGGGUCCACAUUUUUUAGUAGAUAGGUGGAAAGUAAUCCAUUAUAUGUUCAUCUUUUUGUUGAUUUGGAGCCAUCUGAAAAUUGCUCUUUUUAUAUUUUCAUCGUAUCCUUGAAUGAUUCCUUUUAUCAUCUUGCACAUGCAACUUCCAGGAGAACAAAAUUUCUUAUUCCAUGGGGAAAGAACAUUUGUACCAGCAUUUUGCAUUCCCUUUAUUUUUGUGAGUUCUGUGCCACCAUCUAAUAAUCCUGUAUCGUGAUUUCUUUUGUAUUUGUUAGAUUUCAUUCCUUACUGAUUGAGAAUGAGAUAAUAUUACUGAGAACUCUUUGAUGAUGGUAUAGACUAUAGAGUACACUCUUUGCUGAAAUUUGCUAUAGUAGAAAAAACUAAUUAUUCCUGACAAUUUGGUACAUGAAGAUAGCAUCACAGGAUUAAACUUCUUCUGUUGCAUCAGUAACUACAAACUUAUAUUUCUACUGUCAUGACAUCCAACUAUGUUUUAACAUUAUUUUACGUUCCUGCAUCAAGAAAGAAGUUGCAUGUUCUUGACUCUUCCAGUUGCACCAAGACAACCAGGUUGGCCUUGCUCACCUUUGUGAUCUUCGGACGAGCUGAUGCCAGGUGGUUCGCCAGACUAACUUUGUUGCAGCUGGAGCAGGUGCUGGUGGUGACGUCGAGAAGCCUUUGAUACCCGAAGAUGACCGGAGUCCGCUGGAAUCACUGAGCAGUCGCAUGUACAAGAUACGGAUGCUGGGAAGCUUGUGCAAUUCUCUUGAAGGGAAAAGAGGGAGAGGGGGUUCGCAUAAAAGGAAGAGCCGGUUGAGGCUACAUGAGGUACAGUACUGUUUGCCACUGCUCAAGCAGUAAGCCUAGCAACUGUGAAGUCAGGAAAGCGACUUCAAAACAAUACAAACAUGGUAGAAGGAGAAGUUGAUUACGAAAGAUUAAUUGGGUUAGUGAUCCAGUUUCAACUCUUUCUUCAUGGAUCACUCACUACCUCUCUUCAAGAGGCUACUGGCCAAUUUUAUGAUCUCCACAAUUUGGUGAGAUGUUCCUCUCAGUGGCAUCCUCAAACAUGGGAUACUAUAAAUGUAUAAUGGAUGACACUGUAAAUGUCAAAUGGAUUAGAGUCUGUUAUAUAAGUUGAAUGGGAGAAUUGAAUGUGAUGUUAUAACCAUGAAGAGAUAAAACUGAAAUGGCAAGACUCUUCAUGACUGAUGUUGUAUAAUAUUUCUGAUGUGUUUAGUAGUAAAGUAUAAGGGGUAAAACACCUCUCUGGGUGGGAAGAUUGUUCUGCA
Molecule: messenger RNA, 4689 nt
Organism: Musa acuminata AAA Group (dessert banana)
Lineage: Eukaryota; Viridiplantae; Streptophyta; Magnoliopsida; Zingiberales; Musaceae
Product: ABC transporter G family member 4-like
Exons: 5
Coding region: 84-2006 (640 amino acids)
Biological process (GO): transmembrane transport
Cellular component (GO): membrane
Molecular function (GO): ATP hydrolysis activity; ABC-type transporter activity; ATP binding
Source: RefSeq, a predicted model, not a curated record